Messenger RNA from Epinephelus fuscoguttatus (brown-marbled grouper), 1542 nucleotides. RefSeq names its product tumor necrosis factor-like. Gene Ontology annotation, cellular component: membrane. Bases 179 to 901 code for a protein of 240 amino acids. The record is from RefSeq and is a predicted model, not a curated record. Lineage: Eukaryota; Metazoa; Chordata; Actinopteri; Perciformes; Serranidae. Gene Ontology annotation, molecular function: tumor necrosis factor receptor binding. The transcript is spliced from 4 exons. Gene Ontology annotation, biological process: immune response.
UCCACUCACUCACGGUGAGUGACAUCACUGGAGUUUCCCCAGAGGUAACUGUUUUUAAACAGAGCCAAACUCAGAGUGUCAGUCACAAAACCAGAGCGACAGUAGAAGAAGAAAGGAAGCUCUCCAGAAAGGCGCCUGAGCUUGACUUGAAGUUGACAGAAGGAACUCAUUCGAAACGAUGGAAGGUGAAUGCAAAGUAAUGCUGGAUGCUGCUGUCGACGCAGACGCCAGGAAACAAACAACGCCAGUCAGACCCGGCUCGAAGCUAACCACAGCCCUGCUGGUGUUCACACUCUGCCUCGCCUCUGCUGCUGCUGCCGUCCUCGUCUACAACAGGCAAACCAAGGGCCCAGGACAAGAUGAAGACAAUUUUGAUCUCCGUCACACCUUGAGACAAAUUUCAAAUGUCAGAGCGGCCAUUCAUCUAGAAGGAGAAUACAACCCUGAGAGGACGACCUCAGUGGAAUGGAGGAGUCAGGUGGACCAGUCCCACUCUCAAGGAGGGCUGCGGCUCGAAGACAAUGAAAUUGUGAUUCCUCAACACGGCCUCUACUUCGUCUACAGCCAAGCUUCUUUCCGGGUCAACUGCAGUGACGCUGAUGACAUCAUCUCACAGCCCUUGGUCCACCUGAGCCACACUGUGAAGCGCUGGUCCAAAUCAUACGGGAACGACGACGGCCAGAAGUCCUACCAGACCAUCCUGCACUCCAUCCGCACCGUCUGCCAGAAGACAGCUGACAGCAAUCCCGACGAGGACGGGCACUGGUUCUCCGCCGUGUACAUGGGAGCUGUGUUCAACCUGAGGAAGGGGGACAGACUCAAGACGGAGAUGCCAAUGAGGAUGCUGCAGAGCCUGGAGGACGAGCCGGGGAAGACCUUCUUUGGUGUGUUUGCCUUGUGAGGAGGUGACUGAGGGCGACAGGUGAAGAUAUGAAUGUACACAGCAACUCCGCUGUGAGGCCUACAGCCUGCUGCCUCACCUGAUCUCACCUGCGCUGUUGAAUGUCUGAUGAUAUACACUGCACUAAACUGUCAAUGCAACUGUUACUGUGGACUUUACACCCAAACCUUUAGAAAGUCAUUUAAAGUUUGGAUGUAAACCCAGAUACAUCAGGUGCAGCACUGACUAGCAGCGCUCACUGUGAUGUAAUGACCCACCAUAGAUAUGUCUAUGGCUCCAUAAUGUUAUGUACUAUGUACUCACCUUAACGUCAGUACCUUUUGUUGUACUGCAGUGCUGAAGCCAGCGCAUUUGUAUGAAUGUGCUGUAGCUGCUGUGUGUUGAUUGUGUCACUACAGGCUGACAUAGGUGGAUUUUAAAAGUUAUAUUUACUCAACAUAACAUUAUCAUAUUUAUUUUAUUUAUUUAUCUAUUUAUUUACUUAUUUAUUUAUGUGUGUAUUCGUGUGUGUUCAUUUACAACAGUAUUUGUGUUGGAUUUUAUGCAUAAUUUAUGAGCUAAUUUAUUCAAAGGGGUAAUCAGUGUGAUCUGAUGUUUGUCAGUGUAAUUAUCACUGACAUUUGCAAAUAAUUCCAUGGUGC